UUUGCCCGAAGUUUUUACAUACAAAUUCUACUAGUCACACUUGGCCGUUCAGUGCAGUUGCUGAAUUAAUAGAUAAUGCUUAUGAUCCUGAUGUGAAUGCUAAACAGAUAUGGAUUGACAAAACAGUAAUAAAUGAUCAUAUAUGCUUGACAUUCACUGAUAAUGGGAAUGGUAUGACUUCAGAUAAAUUACAUAAAAUGCUAAGCUUUGGCUUCAGUGACAAAGUCACCAUGAAUGGUCAUGUUCCAGUUGGAUUGUAUGGGAAUGGCUUCAAGUCAGGUUCUAUGCGUUUGGGUAAAGAUGCAAUUGUUUUUACCAAAAAUGGAGAGAGCAUGAGUGUGGGCUUCUUAUCUCAGACCUACUUGGAAGUCAUAAAAGCAGAACAUGUUGUUGUCCCAAUAGUGUCAUUCAACAAGCAUCGACAGAUGAUUAAUUUAGCAGAAUCAAAAGCAAGCCUUGCUGCAAUUCUGGAACAUUCUCUCUUUUCUGCGGAACAGAAAUUACUGGCAGAACUUGAUGCCAUUAUGAGUAAGAAGGGAACAAGGAUCAUCAUUUGGAAUCUUAGAAGCUACAAAAAUGCAACAGAGUUUGAUUUUGAAAAGGAUAAAUAUGACAUUAGAAUUCCUGAGGAUUUAGAUGAGACAACAGGAAAAAAAGGGUACAAGAAGCAAGAAAGGAUGGACCAAAUUGCCCCGGAGAGUGACUAUUCCCUGAGGGCUUACUGCAGUAUAUUAUAUCUAAAGCCAAGAAUGCAGAUCAUCUUACGUGGACAGAAAGUGAAGACACAAUUAGUUUCAAAGAGUCUGGCCUAUAUCGAACGUGAUGUUUAUCGACCCAAAUUUUUAACUAAAACAGUGAGAAUUACUUUUGGAUUCAACUGCAGAAAUAAAGAUCAUUAUGGGAUAAUGAUGUAUCACAGAAACAGACUCAUCAAAGCUUAUGAAAAAGUUGGAUGUCAGUUAAGGGCAAACAACAUGGGUGUUGGAGUAGUUGGAAUUAUAGAGUGUAAUUUCCUUAAGCCAACUCAUAAUAAACAAGAUUUCGACUAUACUAAUGAGUACAGGCUUACAAUAGCAGCACUAGGAGAAAAACUGAAUGAUUACUGGAAUGAAAUGAAAGUGAAGAAAAAUGCAGAAUAUCCUCUAAAUUUGCCAGUUGAAGAUAUACAGAAACGUCCUGAUCAGACAUGGGUUCAGUGUGAUGCUUGUCUAAAGUGGCGAAAAUUACCAGAUGGAAUAGAUCAACUUCCAGAAAAAUGGUAUUGCUCCAAUAACCCUGACCCACAGUUCAGAAAUUGUGAGGUUCCAGAAGAACCUGAAGAUGAGGAUUUGGUACAUCCCACUUAUGAAAAAACCUACAAAAAGAACAACAGGGAAAAAUUCAGAAUCAGACAACCAGAAACCAUCCCUCGGAUUAAUGCUGAUCUGUUGUUUCGGACAAUUCCUAUUCCAAGUCAGAACUUUUCUGCUGCAAAGGAAAGUGUUCCAAGAGGACAUCUUUCAGAAGCAGCAAAUUCUUAUGCAACACGGCUUAUAAAUAAUCAUCAAGUUUCACCCCAGUCUGAACCUGAGAGCAACAGCCUGAAACGGAGACUUUCUACUCGUUCCUCGAUUUUAAAUGCAAAGAAUAGGAGAUUAAGUAGUCAAACGUUUGAAAAUUCAACUUAUAAAGAUGAUAAUGAUGAUGAAGAUGUUAUCAUCUUAGAAGAAAACAGUACUCCCAAACCCGCAGUAGAUCAUGAUAUUGAAAUGAAAUCAGAACAGAGUCACAUUGACCAAAGUGUUGUUCAGGUUGAGCUUGUGAGUGAUAAUGAACCUUGUGUCCAGACUAAUUUAACAAGCACCUCAUCAUCCAGGAGUGAUCAGGAAACUACUGCAGCCACCCAGACUGAAGUACCAAGUUUAAUUGUUAAAAAGGAAGAAACUGUUGAAGAUGAGAUAGAUAUAAGAAAUGGUACAGCAAUAUUGCCCUCCUGUGGAGAAGCUGAAGUAAAGAUACAUGAAACCCAGGAAACCUUUGAUAAAUCUGCAGAUGAUGCCAGCUGCCAAUUUAAUAAACUGAGAAAUGAUCUACUUCUGGUUUCCCAAGAAAAAGAAAAUUAUAAAAGACAGUGUCAUAUGUUUACUGACCAAAUUAGAGUGUUACAACAGAAGAUAAUAGAAAUGAACGACAAAUAUGUGAAGAAAGAAACUUGCCAUCAGUCUACUGAAACUGAUGCUGUAUUUUUACUUGAACGUAUUAAUGGCAAAUCUGAAAGUUCAGACUUUAUGGUAUCUCAGUAUCAGCAAGCUUUGGAAGAAAUAGAAAGGCUGAAAAAACAAUGUAGUGCUGUGCAGCAUGUAAAGGCUGAAUGCAGUCAGUGUUCUAAUAGUGAGAAUAAAAGUGAAAUGGACGAAAUGGCUGUGCAGCUUGACAAUGUAUUUAGACAACUGGACAAAUGUAGUAUUGAGAGGGACCAGUAUAAAAAUGAGUUUAAUAUUUGUAUUUGCAGCCUCAAACUUCGAUCUCUUCGAGUUAAUGUAGGACAACUGCUGGCUAUGAUUGUGCCUGAUCUUGAUCUUCAGCAAGUGAAUUACGAUGUUGACGUAGUUGAUGAGAUUUUAGGACAAGUUGUCGAACAAAUGAGUGAAAUCAGUAGUACUUAAAAUAUAUUCUAUGAAAAAUAAAAAUGUUUGCUCAAUUCUUAUGGUUGUACAGCUCUCAAUUUUGUUUCAUAGAUAUAGGUAAAAGACUGAAGAACCAUAAUCUUUACUGUAUUCUAUGCAUUCAAGUGUGGUCACAAAUAUUGUGGACACAUUAUCAUACCUUUUGAAAUACCUGUGAAUUAUUAAGUAUUAAGCAGCUGGAUAGCUAGCUAACUCAUAAUUCUGUUUUGAAUGUAAAUAUUUGAAAUUAAGUCUGCACAUAUUUUUUUAUUGCCCUAGAGUACUUAAGAAUUUUUCACCAGGAGCUUUUCAGGUUGCCCCUAACCUUUGUGCAAUUUUUUUCUGGUUUCCCAAAUUGUAUUUUUCUCUGAAUUGAGGGCUGUGCCAUAAUACAAAUGGAAUGUUACCUUUCAUUUUAUUGUAAAGGAGUUUAAAUAGGAUUUUUAAAUGCUCUAAUAAUGCUUCUGAUAAGGCUGUGAUUAUAAAUGAAUUAAUGUUUCUUUUCUAUAAAUUCCUAUCACCUGAGAUAUUUUAUCCAUGAAAAGACGGUAAGUAGAAACUGACUCCAUUUCACCAGGAUUUUUCUUGUGCUGAGAUUGCCAAUCAUGGUUAGAUACAAAGUAUGUUUUUAUAGAACAAAGAAACGAUCUUUAGUAUUAAAAAGUAUUGAAAAUAUUAAAUGACCACCAAGUUUACUUUGAAGCCCAUUUUUGGCUGUUUAGUCAACAUGGAGUGGGCACAAUAAUUAUUUAAUAUUUCUUUUUGUGAAAUUUCCUGUACAGCUUUUUGUAGGAUUACUACAUGUUGAUGUGAGUUGAGGAAGACAAUCUUUCUCAAACGAUACUACAUACCUUUUAUUAUAUUACAAACCUAAGUGUUUUAUAUCCUGGAGUUAAGGAACAAACUGCCCUAGGAUUAUAGUAUUACAUGCCACAAAAUAUUAUGCUUUAUUGUUCCCAUGGUUUGUGCAGUUUUAAAGAGAUGGCUUUCUAUUAAAUAUAAUUAUGUAUAUGUAAUUAAGAAUCAUAUUUUCCACAUCUAGAAUGUGCAUUAUUUUUUCUAAAGUUUUAUCAUUGCUAUUUAUUUUUACUUUUGUUUCUGAACAUUCAAUACAUGUUUAUUUUGUAUGUAUGCUUAAUUAUACAUGUCUGUCAUGUACAAUAUUAAAUUUUUACUGUAUAUUAUUAACUCUGGAAAGAACAAAUUAAUGAAGAUUGUUUUUAUUUGCUUGAUAAAGUAAUUGAAAGUGUAUUUUUGGUAUGAAGCUGGUUUUCUGUCACAGUUGUAAUUGCCCAAUUUUAAAAUAUCUUGUAAUAAAAUAAAAAUAUAUGAUGGGUAACUCUUCA
Molecule: messenger RNA, 3991 nt
Organism: Galeopterus variegatus (Sunda flying lemur)
Lineage: Eukaryota; Metazoa; Chordata; Mammalia; Dermoptera; Cynocephalidae
Gene: MORC3
Product: MORC family CW-type zinc finger 3
Exons: 16
Coding region: 174-2645 (823 amino acids)
Cellular component (GO): nucleus; PML body
Molecular function (GO): zinc ion binding; ATP hydrolysis activity
Source: RefSeq, a predicted model, not a curated record